Musa acuminata subsp. malaccensis (wild Malaysian banana) is the source of this 1037-nucleotide messenger RNA. Its product is annotated as E3 ubiquitin-protein ligase RMA3-like. The record is from RefSeq and is a predicted model, not a curated record. NCBI's taxonomy places the organism in Eukaryota, Viridiplantae, Streptophyta, Magnoliopsida, Zingiberales, Musaceae. Gene Ontology annotation, molecular function: ubiquitin protein ligase activity; ubiquitin-like protein conjugating enzyme binding; metal ion binding. Gene Ontology annotation, cellular component: endoplasmic reticulum. Gene Ontology annotation, biological process: ubiquitin-dependent protein catabolic process.
UUACUUGCCAUCCGCGCCGCCUUCUUCUCACACCUGUUCUUUAAGGUUCGUGCCGUUCGCGAGCCAAAAGAUCACCAACGGCAGCCUUAUCUUAAAAGUUACACACGUAAGCUCGUCUUUAUGAAUGACUUUGCUUGCUGCGGCUGUCACCGUUCCUUGUCGUCGGCCAACCGCAACAAGCAGCGGCACCGAACCCAAGCGAGAUGGACGGCCAUCGAGGGGAAUCCCGUCGCGGGGACGAGCCUGGGAAGACGUGCGAGCCGGACGCUGGCGCGCUGGCCUCCGGCAACGGGUGCUUCGAGUGCAACAUAUGCCUCGAUGUCGCCGCGGAGCCGGUCGUCACGCUCUGCGGCCACCUCUACUGCUGGCCGUGCAUAUACAGGUGGCUGCAGCAGGCCGAGAGCGCCGCCCCCCAGCUGUGCCCCGUAUGCAAGGCCGCCCUCUCCCUGGACGCUCUGGUGCCGCUCUACGGCCGCGGCCACCGCGGCUGCGGGAGGAAGCCCCACCCGGGCGUCGAGGUACCGCGUCGUCCGCGGCCGGCCCGCCGGGGCGCGAUCGGGCCGAACGAGGCGCGGUACCCGGAGAUUCGGCCUCACCGUUACCUGCAACCGAGCCACUCGAUGGCGGGCGGCGUGCUGGGGGGAUUGGCGGUGGCGGUGCUCUCGUGGAUGGUCCGGGAUCAGGAGUGGGCCAGCGUUGACUACUCGAAUCCUAACCACAUGGGUGGCAAUGAGGGCAGCCGCAGGCGAAGGAGGCGGGAGAUGGAGCUGGAGAGGUCACUCCAUCAGAUUUGGGUAUUCCUCCUCUGCUGUGCCAUUGUGUGCUUGAUCUUUUUCUGAGCAUGCACACUUCUCUGUGUACGGUUCUUCAGCCUGUUACUAUCAUGCUGAAGGUAACAGAUGUUAUCCGCCAUAAGAAUCUGCAAAUGUUUGCCUCAGUAUGGACAUUAAACCAAUGUUAUUUCUGAGUUAUGAUCUACUUCUGUGCCUAUUGUUUCAUCAUCUUCGUAAUCUACCUGCUCAACAGUGUUUUCUUUU